UGUCUCUCUCUCACCUGUCUCUCAGUCAUCCUUCUGCUGUCGGUGGUGUCUCUGGGCGUCUCCUCUCAGCCAAUCACAGACGGCCAGCGUCUCUUCUCUAUCGCAGUCAGCAGAGUUCAACAUCUCCACCUGCUCGCUCAGAGACUCUUCUCUGACUUUGAGAGCUCACUGCAGAUGGAGGAGCAGCGUCAACUCAACAAAAUCUUCCUGCAGGAUUUCUGUAACUCUGAUUACAUCAUCAGCCCCAUCGACAAGCACGAGACACAACGCAGCUCUGUUCUGAAGCUGUUGUCUAUCUCGUAUCGUUUGAUCGAGUCUUGGGAAUUUCCCAGUCGUUCUCUGUCUGGAGGUUCUGCUCCGAGGAACCAGAUUUCCCCCAAACUGUCAGAACUGAAGACGGGGAUCCUGCUGUUGAUCAGAGCCAAUCAGGACGGAGCAGAGCUGUUCCCUGACAGCUCUGCCCUGCAGCUGGCUCCUUAUGGAAACUAUUAUCAGACGCUGGGAUCCGACGAGUCGCUGAGACGAACGUACGAACUGCUGGCCUGUUUCAAGAAAGACAUGCACAAGGUGGAGACCUACCUGACGGUAGCGAAAUGUCGACUCUCUCCAGAAGCCAACUGCACCUUGUAGCCCCGCCUCUCUGUUGAUGAUGUAAUCCUGUGUGUUCUGUAGCUCCACCUCCAUGUUCUCUGUAACUAGUCAGCCUCUGUUCAGUGUUUGGUGCUGAAA
This is a messenger RNA of Micropterus dolomieu (smallmouth bass), 729 nucleotides long. It is a transcript of the gene gh1, whose product is annotated as growth hormone 1. The transcript has 5 exons. The record is from RefSeq and is a predicted model, not a curated record. The annotation marks the transcript as partial. Gene Ontology annotation, molecular function: growth hormone activity; growth hormone receptor binding. Gene Ontology annotation, biological process: animal organ development; response to nutrient levels; positive regulation of tyrosine phosphorylation of STAT protein. Gene Ontology annotation, cellular component: extracellular region. NCBI's taxonomy places the organism in Eukaryota, Metazoa, Chordata, Actinopteri, Centrarchiformes, Centrarchidae.